Hemiscyllium ocellatum (epaulette shark) is the source of this 12343-nucleotide messenger RNA. Its product is annotated as pneumococcal serine-rich repeat protein-like. The coding region runs from base 75 to 11819 and encodes 3914 amino acids. The record is from RefSeq and is a predicted model, not a curated record. The transcript has 14 exons. Gene Ontology annotation, molecular function: calcium ion binding. Lineage: Eukaryota; Metazoa; Chordata; Chondrichthyes; Orectolobiformes; Hemiscylliidae.
AUUUCAGUAAAACAUCGCUGGAAGAGAUAAGAUUUUUCACAUGAAACACUGACUGAAUUGUGAGAAGUCAGUGAAUGGGACGGUUUCAUGAUGGAGACAAGAGAGAAUUUCUACUUUCUUUUAAUAACAGCCAUUUUCAUUGGAUACAGAGUAUCAAGUACGGCAAAUUCUUCAUCAACUGCACAAGCCCCUACUGCAUCAAAUGGAACAAAUGCUACAAGAUUGUUCCAACUGUACAAAAGCUAUUGGAUGGCAAUGGUUUAGUUAUCACCAUCACUGGAUUUCAAAACGGUACUAUUAUGGUAAACCUGUUGGCUUCCACGAGCAAAAACUUUACUGCUUCCCCAGCUUCUCUGCAAAAUGUGAUUGCAAAUGUAAUCAAAAUAGUUGAACAAUUCUCGAUCCACAUAUCAGGUUUCACAAAUCCGUUAUCAACAACUAUGACAACGACAGCAAUACAAAAUGUCACUGCAUCCAGUGAGUCUGGUACAGCAUCAGAAGCACCAACACCCAGUCCAUCGAUUGAGUCUGGUACAGCAUCAGAAGCACCAACACCCAGUGCAUCCAGUGAGUCUGGUACUGCAUCAGAAGCACCAACACCCAGUGCAUCGAGUGAGUCUGGUACAGCAUCAGAAUCACCAACACCCAGUGCAUCCAGUGAGUCUGCCACAACAUCAGAAGCACCAACACCCAGUGCAUCGAGUGAGUCUGGUACAGCAUCAGAAGCACCAACACCCAGUGCAUCGAGUGAGUCUGGUAUAGCAUCAGAAGCACCAACACCCAGUGCAUCGAGUGAGUCUGGUACAGCAUCAGAACCACCAACACACAGUGCAUCGAGCGAGUCUGGUACAGCAUCAGAUGCACCAACACCCAGUGCAUCCAGUGAGUCUGCCCCAAAAUCAGAAUCACCAACACCCAGUGCAUCCAGUGAGUCUGCCACAAUAUCAGAUGCACCAACACCCAGUGCAUCCAGUGGGUCUGGUACAGCAUCAGAAUCACCAACACCCAGUCCAUCCAGUGAGUCUGAUACAACAUCAGAUGCACCAACACCCAGUGCAUCGAGUGAAUCUGGUACAGCAUCAGAUGCACCAACACCCAGUGCAUCGAGUGAGUCUGCCACAAUAUCAGAAUCACCAACACCCAGUGCAUCCAGUGAGUCUGGUACAGCAUCAGAUGUGCCAACACCCAGUGCAUCCAGUGAGUCUUCCCCAAUAUCAGAAUCACCAACACCCAGUGAAUCGAGUGAGUCUGCCACAAUAUCAGAAUCACCAACACCCAGUCCAUUGAGUGAGUCUAGUACAGCAUCCGAAGCACCAAUACCCAGUGCAUCGAGUGAGUCUGCCACAACAUCAGAAUCACCAACGCCCAGUGCAUCGAGUGAGUCUGGUACAGCAUCAGAUGCACCAACACCCAGUGCAUCGAGUGAGUCUGCCACAGUAUCAGAAUCACCAACACCCAGUGCAUCCAGUGAGUCUGGUACAGCAUCAGAUGCGCCAACACACAGUGCAUCGAGUGCGUCUUCCACAAUAUCAGAAUCACCAACACCCAGUGCAUCCAGUGAGUCUGGUACAGCAUCAGAUGCGCCAACACACAGUGCAUCGAGUGAGUCUUCCACAAUAUCAGAAGCACCAACACCCAGUGCAUCCAGUGAGUCUGCCACAAUAUCAGGAUCCCCAACACUCAGUGCAUCCAGUGAGUCUGGUACAGCACCAGAAGCACCAACAGCCAGUGCAUCCAGUGAGUCUGGUACAGCAUCAGAAGCACCAACACCUAGUGCAUCCAGUGAGUCUGGUACAUCAUCAGAAGCACCAACACCCAGUGCAUCCAGUGAGUCUGGUACAGCAUCAGAUGCACCAACACCCAGUGCAUCGAGUGAGUCUGAUACAACAUCAGAAGCUCCAACACCCAGUGCAUCCAGUGAGUCUGCCCCAAUAUCAGAAUCACCAACACACAGUGCAUCCAGUGCGUCUGCCACAAUAUCAGAAUCACCAACACCCAGUGCAUCCAGUGAGUCUGGUACUGCAUCGGAAGCACCAACACCUAGUGCAUCCAGUGAGUCUGGUACAGCAUCAGAAGCACCAACACCCAGUCCAUCCAGUGAGUCUGGUACAGCAUCAGAAGCACCAAGACCCAGUGCGUCCAGUGAGUCUGCCACAAUAUCGGAAUCACCAACGCCCAGUGCAUCGAGUGAGUCUGGCACAGCAUCAAAAGCACCAACACCCAGUGCAUCGAGUGAGUCUGCCACAAUAUCGGAAUCACCAACACCCAGUGCAUCCAGUGAGUCUGGUACAGCAUCAGAUGCGCCAACACACAGUGCAUCGAGUGAGUCUUCCACAAUAUCAGAAUCACCAACGCCCAGUGCAUCGAGUGAGUCUGGUACAGCAUCAGAUGCACCAACACCCAGUGCAUCACGUGAGUCUGAUACAACAUCAGAGGCACCAACUCUCAGUGCAUCGAGUGAGUCCGGUACAGCAUCAGAUUCACCAACAGCCAGUGCAUCCAGUGAAUCUGCCCCAAUAUCAGAAUCACCAACACCCAGUGCAUCGAGUCAGUCUGGUACUGCAUCAGAAGCACCAACACCCAGUGCAUCCAGUGAGUCUGCUACAGCAUCAGAAGCGCCAACAGCCAGUGCAUCCAGUGAGUCUGGUACUGCAUCAGAUGCACCAACACCCAGUGCAUCCAGUGAGUCUGGUACAGCAUCAAAAGCAGCAACACCGAGUGCAUCCAGUGAGUCUGGUACAGCAUCAGAAUCACCAACACUCAGUGCAUCCAGUGAGUCUGGUACAGCAUCAGAAGCACCAACAGCCAAUGCAUCGAGUGAGUCUGCCACAAUAUCAGAAUCACCAACACCCAGUGCAUCCAGUGACUCUGGUACAGCAUCAGAAGCACCAUCAGCCAGUGCAUCCAGUGAGACUGGCCCAAUAUCAGAAUCACCAACACCCAGUGCAUCGAGUGAGUCUGGUACAGCAUCUGAAGCACCAACACCCAGUGCAUCCAGUGAGUCUGGUACUGCAUCAGAAGCGCCAACACACAGUGCAUCCAGCGAGUCUGGUACAACAUCAGAAGCACCAACACCCAGUGCAUCGAGUGAGUCUGCCACAAUAUCAGAAUCACCAACACCCAGUGCAUCGAGUGAGUCUGCCACAUUAUCAGAAUCACCAACACCCAGUGCAUCCAGUGAGUCUGGUACUGCAUCAGAAGCACCAACACCCAGUGCAUCCAGUGAGUCUGGUACAGCAUCAGAAGCACCAUCAGCCAGUGCAUCCAGUGAGACUGCCCCAAUAUCAGAAUCACCAACACCCAGUGCAUCGAGUGAGUCUGGUACAGCAUCUGAUGCACCAACACCCAGUGCAUCCAGUGAGUCUGGUACUGCAUCAGAAGCGCCAACACACAGUGUAUCCAGCGAGUCUGGUACAACAUCAGAAGCACCAACACCCAGUGCAUCGAGUGAGUCUGCCACAAUAUCAGAAUCACCAACACCCAGUGCAUCCAGUGACUCUGGUACAGCAUCAGAAGCACCAUCAGCCAGUGCAUCCAGUGAGACUGCCCCAAUAUCAGAAUCACCAACACCCAGUGCAUCGAGUGAGUCUGCCACAAUAUCAGAAUCACCAACACCCAGUGCAUCCAGUGAGUCUGGUACUGCAUCAGAAGCACCAACACCCAGUGCAUCCAGUGAGUCUGGUACAGCAUCAGAAGCACCAACAGUCAGUGCAUCCAGUGAGUCUGCCCCAAUAUCAGAAUCACCAACACCCAGUGCAUCGAGUGAGUCUGCCACAAUUUCAGAAUCACCAACACCCAGUGCAUCCAGUGAGUCUGGUACUGCAUCAGAAGCACCAACACCCAGUGCAUCCAGUGAGUCUGGUACAGCAUCAGAAGCACCAACACCCAGUGCAUCCAGUGAGUCUGCUACAACAUCAGAAGCACCAAUGCCCAGUGCAUCGAGUGAGUCUGGUACUGCAUCAGAAGCGCCAACACACAGUGUAUCCAGCGAGUCUGGUACAACAUCAGAAGCACCAACACCCAGUGCAUCGAGUGAGUCUGCCACAAUAUCAGAAUCACCAACACCCAGUGCAUCCAGUGACUCUGGUACAGCAUCAGAAGCACCAUCAGCCAGUGCAUCUAGUGAGACUGCCCCAAUAUCAGAAUCACCAACACCCAGUGCAUCGAGUGAGUCUGCCACAAUAUCAGAAUCACCAACACCCAGUGCAUCCAGUGAGUCUGGUACUGCAUCAGAAGCACCAACACCCAGUGCAUCCAGUGAGUCUGGUACAGCAUCAGAAGCACCAACACCCAGUGCAUCGAGUGAGUCUGGUACAGCAUCAGAAUCACCAACACCCAGUGCAUCCAGUGAGUCUGGUACAGCAUCAGAAGCACCAACACCCAGUGCAUCCAGUGAGUCUGGUACAGCAUCAGAAGCACCAACACCCAGUGCAUCCCGUGAGUCUGCUACAACAUCAGAAGCACCAAUGCCCAGUGCAUCGAGUGAGUCUGGUACUGCAUCAGAAGCGCCAACAGCCAGUGCAUCCAGUGAGUCUGGUACAACAUCAGAAGCACCAACACCCAGUGCAUCCAGUGAGUCUGCCACAAUAUCAGAAUCACCAAUACCCAGUGCAUCCAGUGACUCUGGUACAGCAUCAGAAGCACCAUCAGCCAGUGCAUCCAGUGAGACUGCCCCAAUAUCAGAAUCACCAACACCCAGUGCAUCGAGUGAGUCUGCCACAAUUUCAGAAUCACCAACACCCAGUGCAUCCAGUGAGUCUGGUACUGCAUCAGAAGCACCAACACCCAGUGCAUCCAGUGAGUCUGGUACAGCAUCAGAAGCACCAUCACCCAGUGCAUCGAGUGAGUCUGCCACAACAUCAGAAGCACCAACACCCAGUGCAUCCAGUGAGUCUGGUACUGCAUCAGAUGCACCAACACCCAGUGCAUCGAGUGAGUCUGGUACAGCAUCAGAAGCACCAACACACAGUGCAUCCAGUGAGACUGCCCCAAUAUCAGAAUCACCAACACCCAGUGCAUCCAGUGACUCUGGUACAGCAUCAGAAGCACCAACACCCAGUGCAUCGAGUGAGUCUGCCCCAAUAUCAGAAUCACCAACACCCAGUGCAUCCAGUGAGUCUGCCACAAUAUCAGAAUCACCAACACCCAGUGCAUCCAGUGAGUCUGGUACAGCAUCAGAAGCACCAACACCCAGUGCAUCAAGUGAGUCUGGUACAGCAUCAGAUGCACCAACACCCAGUGCAUCCAGUGAGCCUGGUACUGCAUCAGAAGCACCAACGCCCAGUGCAUCCAGUGAGUCUGCCACAAUAUCAGAAUCACCAACACCCAGUGCAUCCAGUGAGUCUGGUACAGCAUCAGAAGCAGCAACACCCAGUGCAUCAAGUGAGUCUGGUACAGCAUCAGAUGCACCAACACCCAGUGCAUCCAGUGAGCCUGGUACUGCAUCAGAAGCACCAACGCCCAGUGCAUCCAGUGAGUCUGCCACAAUAUCAGAAUCACCAACACCCAGUGCAUCCAGUGAGUCUACUGUAACGUCAGAAGCACCAUCUCCCAGUGCAUCGAGUGAGUCUGGUACAACAUCAGAAGCACCAACACCCAGUGCAUCGAGUGAGCCUGGUACAGCAUCAGAAGCACCAACACCCAGUGCAUCCAGUGAGUCUGGUACAUCAGAAGCACCAACACCCAGUGCAUCCAGUGAGUCUGGUACUGCAUCAGAAGCACAAACACCCAGUGCAUCCAGUGAGUCUGCCACAACAUCAGAAGCUCCAACACCCAGUGCAUCCAGUAAGUCUACUGUAACAUCAGAAGCACCAACACCCAGCGCAUCGAGUGAGUCUGCCACAACAUCAGAAUCACCAACACCCAGUGCAUCCAGUGAGUCUGGUACAGCAUCAGAAUCACCAACACCCAGUGCAUCCAGUGAGUCUGGUACAGCAUCAGAAGCACCAACGCCCAGUGCAUCCAGUGAGUCUGGUACUGCAUCAGAUGCACCAACGCCCAGUGCAUCCAGUGAGUCUGGUACAGCAUCAAAAGCACCAACACCGAGUGCAUCCAGUGAGUCUGGUACUGCAUCAGAAUCACCAACACUCAGUGCAUCCAGUGAGUCUGGUGCAGCAUCAGAAGCACCAACAGCCAGUGCAUCCAGUGAGUCUGGUACAGCAUCAGAAGCACCAACACCCAGUGCAUCUAGUGAGUCUGGUACUGCAUCAGAAGCGCCAACAGCCAGUGCAUCCAGUGAGUCUGCCACAAUAUCAGAAUCACCAAUACCCAGUGCAUCCAGUGACUCUGGUACAGCAUCAGAAGCACCAUCAGCCAGUGCAUCCAGUGAGACUGCCCCAAUAUCAGAAUCACCAACACCCAGUGCAUCGAGUGAGUCUGCCACAAUUUCAGAAUCACCAACACCCAGUGCAUCCAGUGAGUCUGGUACUGCAUCAGAAGCACCAACACCCAGUGCAUCCAGUGAGUCUGGUACAGCAUCAGAAGCACCAUCACCCAGUGCAUCGAGUGAGUCUGCCACAACAUCAGAAUCACCAACACCCAGUGCAUCGAGUGAGUCUGGUACAGCAUCAGAUGCACCAACACCCAGUGCAUCGACUGAGUCUGCCACUAUAUCAGAAUCACCAACACCCAGUGCAUCCAGUGAGUCUGGUACAGCAUCAGAAGCACCAAUACCCAGUGCAUCCAGUGAGCCUGGUACAGCAUCAGAAGCACCAACACCCAGUGCAUCGAGUGAGUCUGGUACAACUUCAGAAUCACCAACACCCAGUGCAUCCAGUGAGUCUGCCACAAUAUCAGAAUCACCAACACCCAGUGCAUCUAGUGAGUCUACUGUAACAUCAGAAGCACCAUCUCCCAGUGCAUCGAGUGAGUCUGCCACAACAUCAGAUGCACCAACACCCAGUGCAUCGAGUGAGUCUACUGUAACAUCAGAAUCACCAACACCCAGCGCAUCGAGUGAGUCUGGUACAGCAUCAGAAGCACCAACACCCAGUGCAUCCAGUGAGUCUGCUACAAUAUCAGAAUCACCAACACCCAGUGCAUCAAGUGAGUUUGGUACAACAUCAGAUGCACCAACACCCAGUGCAUCCAGUGAGUCUGGUACAGCAUCGGAAGCACCAACACCCAGUGCAUCCAGUGAGUCUGCUACAAUAUCAGAAGCACCAACACCCAGUGCAUCCAGUGAGUCUGCUACAACAUCAGAAGCAUCAACACCCAGUGCAUCCAGUGAGUCUGCUACAACAUCAGAAGCACUAACACCCAGUGCAUCGAGUGAGUCUGGUACAACAUCAGAAGCACCAACACCCAGUGCAUCCAGUGAGUCUGCUACAACAUCAGAAGCACCAACAACCAGUGCAUCCAGUGAGUCUGCUACAACAUCAGAAGCACCAACAACCAGUGCAUCGAGUGAGUCUACUGUAACAUCAGAAGCCCCAACGCCCAGUGCAUCGAGUGAGUCUGGUACAGCAUCAGAAGCACCAACACCCAGUGCAUCCAGUGAGUCUGGUACAACAUCAGAAGCACUAACAACCAGUGCAUCCAGUGAGUCUACUGUAACAUCAGAAGCCCCAACGCCCAGUGCAUCGAGUGAGUCUGGUACAGCAUCAGAAGCACCAACACCCAGUGCAUCCAGUGAGUCUACUGCAACAUCCGAAGCACCAACACCCAGUGCAUCCAGUGAGUCUGGUACAGCAUCGGAAGCACCAACAGCCAGUGCAUCCAGUGAGUCUGCUACAAUAUCAGAAGCACCAACACCCAGUGCAUCCAGUGAGUCUGCUACAACAUCAGAAGCAUCAACACACAGUGCAUCCAGUGCGUCUGCCACAACAUCAGAAUCACCAACACCCAGUGCAUCGGGUGAGUCUGCCACAAUAUCAGAAUCACCAACGCCCAGUGCAUCGAGUGAGUCUGGUACAGCAUCAGAAGCACCAACACCCGGUGCAUCCAGUGAGUCUGGUACAGCAUCAGAAGCACCAACACCCAGUGCAUCCAGUGAGUCUACUGCAACAUCAGAAGCACCAACACCCAGUGCAUCCAGUGCGUCUACUACAACAUCUGCAGCACAGACACCCCGUAUAUCCAGUGCAUCUGUGACAACAUCAGAAGCACAAAAAUCCAGUGCAUUCAGUGAGCCUGCUACAACAUCUGAAGCACCAACACCCAGUGCAUCAAGUGAGUCUGCUACAACAUCAGAAGCAUCAAUGCCCACUGUAUCCAGUGAGUCUGCUACAACAUCAGAAGCAUCAACGCCCACUGUAUCCAGCGAGUCUGCUACAACAUCAGAAACACCAGCACCCAGUGCAUCCAGUGCAUCUCAUACAUCAGAAGCAUCAACGUCCAGUCCGUCUAGUGAGUCUUCAACAACAUCCAAAGCACCGACUCCCAGUGUAUCCAGUGAGUCUGUGACAUCAGCAGAACCAACAUUCAGUGCAUCCAGUGCAUCCAGUGCAUCUGUGACAACAUCAGCACCACCAACACCUAGUCAUUCCAGUGCAUCUGCUACAACAUCAGAAGCACCAUCGCCCAGUGCAUUGAGUGUAGCCAGUACAUCAGCAGAACCAACACCCAGUGUAUCCAGUGUAUCCAGUACAUCAGCUGUAUCAACACCCAGUGUAUCCAGUGUAUCCAGUGCAUCAGCUGCAUCAACACCCAGUGUAUCCAGUUUAUCCAGUACAUCAGCUGCACCAACACUCAGCAGAUCAAGUGUAUCCAGUACAUCAGCUACACCGACACCCAGUGCAUCGACUGUAUCCAGUACAUCAGCUGCACCAACACCCAGUGUAUCCAGUGUAUCCAGUACAUCCGCUGCACCAACACCCAGUGCAUCAAUUAUAUCCAGUACAUCAGCUGCAUCAACACCCAGUGCAUCCAGUACAUCAGCUGCAACAUCACUCAGUGAAUCCAGUGCAUCAGCUGCACCAACACCCAGUGUAUCCAGUGUAUCCAGUACAUCAGCUGUACUGACACCCAGUGCAUCCAGUGUAUCCAGUACUUCAGCUGCAACAUCACCCAGUUUAUCCAGUGCACCAAGUACAUCAGCUGCACCGGCACCCAGUGCAUCCAGUACAUCCGCUGCACCAACACCCAGUGCAUCCAGUACAUCCGCUGCACCAACACCCAGUGCAUCCAGUAUUUCGAGUACAUCAGUUGCACCAGCACCCAGUGCAUCAAGUAUAUCCAGUACAUCAGCUGCACCAACACCCAGUGCAUCGAGUAUAUCCAGUACAUCCGCUGCACUAACACCCAGUGCAUCAAAUGUGUCCAGUACACCAGCUGCACCAAAACCCAGUGCAUCGAGUGUAUCUGCUCCUUCUUCAGCUGUUGGAAUUCAUACGUCAAAUGUGACCAGUAGUGUAUCUGCUACACCACCAAUCAGUACGUCAAGUGUGUCCCGUUCUCCAUUACCUACACCUACCUUUGCUACAUCAAAUGUGUCAAAAAAUGUAUCAUCCACAUCAUCAUCUGGAACUUCAGACCAGUCAGCCACCGAUUUCCAGGUGCCCACCUCUAACCCAUCAAAUGUUUCAGACUCAUUGUCUUCAUCUGCAACUUCAUCUACUCUUAUUAAUCCAUCGUCCACUGAAUCACCAAUUGCUUCCUCUGGUAUCUCAAACCUGUCAACAUCUACAUCGGUUGGAGCCAUUUCUAAAACACCACAUGCAACAAUUUCUACUCCAGCUGCAGUUACAUCUGGUGUAUCAGAUUCCACUCCAUCCACUGACAGUGCCUCAGGAGGAGUCAUAUUCAGCACCACUUCAUCAUCAACUAACAUCGUUUCAACAAUUACUUCUCAAGCAUCUGGCAGUACCACCAUCUCUUUCAAUCCAAUCAGCAGUAUUGGUGCAACAUCAAACCCAGCCAGCAGUGACAGGUCUACCAGCAUUGCUCCCGCCACCACGACCCUCCCAACUACCAGCACUUUACCGGCUAUCAUUAGUUCUGAUGGCACAACAAUAACCUCCAAUUCCAGCACCACCAGUCUGAUUGCUACCACCCCCACUGCCAGCUCUGUUAUCACAGCUCCAACAACUUCGACUACUGUUACCACCACAACACCCACCACUCCCACAACAGCAGCAACCACCACCAGUACCAUCACAACUAUCAGUGCUAUCAGCAGCUUUCCCACCACGUCUCCAACAACCUCAACUACCGGUACCACCACAACACCCACCACUCCCACGACAGCAGCAACCACCACCAAUACCAUCACAACUAUCAGUGCUGCUAACAGCUCUCCCACUACGUCUCCAACAACCCCGACUAGUGUUACCACCACAGACCCCACAACAACAACUGCUACCAGUACCAGUGUGACCACUGCGCUCUGUGAGCCGCUGAACUUCAUUCGUAUUAAUUUGAUAUCCGUUCAAAGUGAAACAAUUUCCAUUACCUGGGACACAAACAAUGUUGCGGAGCAGCUGACAUUUUCUGUCACAAUUACUGUAGUACAGUCAAAUACUACUGAGCAGAGUAAGGAAACUGAGGAAAAAGCAGCCACAUUCAAUAUCCUCAAGCCUGACAUAGAAUAUCUCAUCACAAUUGAAACAACAACGUGUGGUCAGCUGCAGUCUAUCACACGCAGAGUCAGGACAAUUGCCGUUGUGCUGGAAGUGUCAACGAGAAUUACAAAUGUGGAAUUUGAACAAGAUCUUGAAAAUAAACAAAGCGACAAGUUCAAAGACUUUGAAAGGAAUUUCAUUGCUGAGCUGGUGAGUGGAUUCAUUGAAAUUUUCAAAGAAUUAUACAGAAGAGGAAGACUUAGAAUUAAAAUUAAUUCCAUUAGGAGUGGGAGUGUACUUGUGGAUUUUGAGGUUACACUGUCAACAAAUGUGACUGCCCCUACAGCUACAGUUUCAGAUGUGCUCACUAAAUCUUUAAAUGCCAGCGAAAUGUUCAACGUGGAUCUUCAAAACACAAGCAUCGUAGAGAGGGACAGCUGCCAGUCAGGGUUGAAUGACUGUUCAGCUAAUGGAAUAUGUAUUAGACUGAAUGCAACUUAUACUUGUCAGUGCAAUGCUGGCUUCAAUGACACCAGCCCCAAUACACCAGGAAGGAUCUGUGAAGACAUUGACGAGUGUCAGACUGGGAACCAUACAUGUUCUGAUUUAGCUGUCUGCACAAACACCCCAGGAAAUUUCACGUGUGGCUGUUUCCAGGGCAUUUUAGAUUCCAAACCAUCAAACCCGGGCACACAGUGCAAAGAUCCGAAUAACUGCUUCAUCAAUGAAGAUCCCUGUGCUGUGUUUCAAUGUUUGACAAAUAAUAGCUGUCCCUCCAGGAGAAUGUUCAAGACAAUCAUUACAUUAAAGUCCAAGACAUUCACCAAUGACCUAAGAAAUCCAGGAAGUGAAGCCUACAGUAGUUUAUCAUCUGAAAUUAGAAAUGCAGUUGUAUCACCUGUACGAACUACAUUGCAGGAUAACACGUUUAAUAUCACCAUCUUUGGUUUUCAAAAUGGUAGCGUGGUGGCGAAUAUCUUGUCUUCCUUAAAUAAUCCUUCAAUCACAGCUGCUACCCUGCAAAUGGCCAUUGCGAGUGCAAUCCGAACAAUUGAUCCCCAAGCUUCUGUCAAUGUCACAGGAACUCCGCAAGUAACGACUCUGGCUCCCACUAUGUCUCAGACUGUGUCCACUUUGCAGACUCCAGCGGAUAACUCUGGAUUCAAAGUGGCUGUGAUAGUGUUGGGAGUCAUCCUCGGUGUGGCUCUGCUGCUAAUCGUGGCAAUAACACUGGCAAUGGUUUGCAUGAAGAGAAAAUCUGGACAGUACCUCAUAGGCAGUUCAGAUAUGCUCCAGAGGUUCAACUAUACAAACAUGUAGUGCAUCACAUCCAACCCCCAGUGGACAAAUCAUUUUCUCAGAGGUUAUACAGUUUCGGGAACAAACUUUCUGCAAUAUCAAAAAUGCAGGGAAUAGAAACAUUAUCGGCAAGAAAUGUAGUAUAAUCAUUAAUGGAGAAUAAUGAUAGGUUCUUGUCUCUCAUUCAUUUUGAUAUAUUUAUAUCUAAACAGAUUGGGAGACUAUAUCAGAUUUUAUUCGUGUUAUUAUUUAAUGGAAAUAGGGGAGUGGGUGGAAUCCCAACUGACUUUACAGAUUAGGAAAUAAGACACCCACAAGCCAUAACGCUCUAUCCAUUAAAAUUUGUAAUGGGCAGGAGCUCUGUGCAACCUUUGAAAGAAUUAUAUUGUACUAUUGAGUUCCUCUUUGCACACUAGACAUUCAAGUGCACAGGACAAAGUUUCAUAAUUACAAAGUUUACUAUUGACGGUAGCUAUCUGUGAGGAGAAAGUGAGGACUGCAGAUGCUGGAGAUCAGAGCUGAAAAUGUGUUGCUGGAAAAGCGCA